AUGGCGUCGGUGUGUAACGUGCGCUGCGCCGUGCGCGCGCUCCUACGCCACGCGCGCCGCGUGCCUUCGACGCCCUCGACGCGCGUUCUCUCCUCGGCACCUCGCGCGUCCGCCGCCGCCGCCGCUGGAUUUAACGGGUUCACGCGCGCGUCCAACCCGACCGUCGGCACCCACCGCGGUCGACCUCCCCGAACGCAAACGGCACUCGCAUCCACGCUGAACCCCGAGGGCACCAUCGACGCGAACCUGGGCGGCGGGAGCGUGGACCAGGUUCGCAUCACCCGCGUCGACGGAUCUAACGUCGGCGAGCUGUCGGACGUCCUCCUCUCCCUCGGCGCCACCUGCUGCAGCGUCGAGGACGCCGACCUGGGCACCGAACGCGAGACGGAGCUGUACGCGGGGGACGAUAAGGUGUGGCACAUGUGCGACGUCACCGCCAUGUUCCCCUCGGGAUGCGACAUCGACGCGGUCAUGGCCGACGCGGUGGACAUCCUGGGCGUUAAAUCCAUCGAGUACGUAGUGGAGACGAUACCGGACAACGACUGGGUUAACGUGGUGAUGGACUCGUUCGUCCCGAUCAAGGUGGGCGACGGACUGUGGAUCGUCCCGGAGUGGGCCAAGACGCUUCCGGAAGGCGAGGAAGGCGCCCUUUCCGUCGUCUUAGAGCCCGGGCUGGCUUUCGGCACCGGCGAGCAUCCCACGACCCGCCUGUGCCUCGGCUGGCUCAGGGACAACGCGGAGACGUGCGUCAAAGGGAAGCACGUCGUGGACUUUGGGACCGGGUCCGGGGUGCUCGCCAUCGGCGCGCUGCUCAUGGGGGCGGCCAAGGCGACGGGCGUGGACGUCGACCCGCUGAGCGUGAAAUCGGCUCGAAGAAACGCUCAGCUCAACGGGAUCGGCGACGAGCGUUUGGCGCUCUUUUGCGCGGACGGGUCGGACGGAUCGGACUUGCCCCAAGACUGCGACGACGCGGUGGACUGCGUGGUGGCCAACAUCCUGGUCGGGCCGGUGACGCAGCUGGCGCCGCUCUUCGCCAGGUACGCGAAGAGGGGCGUCGGGAGGGUGUGCGUGUCCGGCGUUCUCGCGACGCAGGUGCCGACGGUGCGCGAGGCGUACGGGAAAUGGUUUGACGAUUUGACGUACACGGAGGAGGGCGGGUGGGCGGUGGUGAGCGGCGUCAGGAACUCGACGCCGGCGCCUUGA
Messenger RNA from Micromonas commoda, 1203 nucleotides. RefSeq lists its product with no specific name. The coding region runs from base 1 to 1203 and encodes 400 amino acids. Lineage: Eukaryota; Viridiplantae; Chlorophyta; Mamiellophyceae; Mamiellales; Mamiellaceae. Gene Ontology annotation, molecular function: protein-lysine N-methyltransferase activity. The record is from RefSeq and is a predicted model, not a curated record. The transcript has a single exon. Gene Ontology annotation, biological process: peptidyl-lysine trimethylation.